ACACCUCGGUAGCUUGCUAGCCAACAGCCGAAAUAUUCCAGCUGUUUAUACGCUUUCGGCGUAUAUUAGCUGAUGUGUUUUAGACACUCUUCUGUCGUAUCUACUUGUUAACCUAUUUAAUGUAAUAUUACGUAAUUAGUUAGUCAAUUUAUUAGUCAACUAUAGUAGCUGGCUGGGUAAGUUAGCACUAGCAUGGUCACUAAUGAUAGCUGGCUAGCUAACAUCCAUGAACAUGAGCUCCCCUCCUGUUAAAGAAGAGGAAGUCUGCUGGACGGAGGAAGAGGGUCUGUGGCUGAACGUUGUGGUGAAAGAGGAGGAAGAGGAUGUCAAAAUACAAAAACAAGUAGAGGGUGAGGCUGUUACAGUGAAAGAAGAAGAGAAAGACUCGUUCAGAGUGAAAGAGGAGGAUGUUACAGUCAAAGAAGAGGAGGAAGAGAAAGAGGAGGAUACAGUUUUUGGAGUGAAGAAGGAAGGGGAGAUUACUAUCACAUUGAAAGAUGAAGAUGAAGAGGAGGAGAUAGGAUAUCUGAUUAGCACCAGAAAGAGAAGUGUCUAUCUUGGAUCCUCUGGGGAGCCUCAACAACCUCAAGAUGCUGACGAGGCAGAGAAAGGUUUCUCCAGAUCUGAACUCCUCAAGAAGCACCAGCAGAGACCUACAGGGGAAAAAUCUCACUGCUGCUCUGACUGUGGGAAGAGAUUCACCUCCUCAGCAGGCAUUACAAUUCAUCAAAGAAUCCACACAGGAGAGAAACCUUAUUGCUGUGAUCAAUGUGGGAAGAGAUAUCUUACAUGCAGCAGUCUAACUAAACACCAGAGAACACACACCGGAGAGAAACUUUUUAGCUGCUCUGACUGUGGAAAGAGUUUUGUUUCUUCAGGAUGUUUAGAAUCACACCAGAGAACACACACAGGAGAGAAACCUUAUAGAUGUGAUCAAUGUGGGAAGAGUUUUGUUACAUCUAGUAGUCUGACUAAACACGAGAGAACACACACAGGAGAGAAACCAUAUAACUGUAAACAAUGUGGGAAGACUUUUAGUCAGUCAUUCAGCCUGAUAUCACACCAGAGAACACACACCGGAGAGAAACCUUAUAGCUGUGAUCAAUGUGGGAAGAGUUUUGUUACUUCUAGCAGUCUGACUAUACACCAGAGAACACACACAGGAGAGAAACGUUAUAGCUGUGAUCAAUGUGACAAGAGAUACUCUAGUAAAAGAUCUCUGAUCAAACAUCAGAAAAAACAUACAUGAAGGAGUUGUUUCACGAUAUCAAUGAAAUAAAACCUCAAAAUGUAGAAUGUUUUAACAUUGUAGUAGGAGUAUUUUAAUGAAGUCACAAUGUAGAACCCUAAACGAGUAACCGGAAGGUUGCGAGUUCAAACCCCCGAGCUGACAAAGUACAUAUCUGUUGUUCUGCCCCUGAACAGGCAGUUAACCCACUGUUCCCAGGCCGUCAUUGAAAAUAAGAAUUUGUUCUUAACUGACUUGCCUGGUUAAAUAAAGGUAAAAUAAAAUAAAGAAAUUGAUUUCAGUGUGAUAUGGAUAUUAGCCUCGGGAAAAAUCCAGGCUCUGAAAUGGAAGAGUACUAUUUAUGUGGUCUAACAAAAAGUGACUAACAAAAAAAAGAGUUGUGUUGCACUUACCGCAUUGGCGACCCACUUGAAUCAAUAUGUAGCUAGCUGUUUUCUACAAGUUGUCUUCUAACCAGUGAUGUACACAUUAUUCCCAGAUUCUGUGUGGUUUUUGAGCUGUUGGUUUGAUGAGUGAUGACAAAUAAGUGUUCCAUCUCUCCAAAAUGUCGCUGACUGUCUUCUGCAGGUUGUCCUCUAACCAAUGAGGUAACAGGUAACUCUAAUUUCCACGUGUUUUUUUUGGUUGUUGUGUUAGUUUCAACAGCAGUACAACCUGAUUUCCCCACUAAUCGAAAUCAGUGAUUUAUUGCUACUUGUCAAAACAAGUGUUUCUGGUGCUUGUGCAGUUUAAAAUGUGCUUGUUUAAUAAAUAAAAGUAAUAUGGUUAUUGUGGCAGAUGUGUUUAUAUUGUACAUUUUAUGUUUUCAAUAUAUCACAACCUGUUUCUGCAUAUUGGUUAUUGAUUUGGACAUGUUAAAACUGUGUUUUGACAUCGGGACUAUCUGUUGAAGGAAUUAAAUUCCUAUAUGUUUUAAUACCCAAUUAAAAUG
Molecule: messenger RNA, 2180 nt
Organism: Oncorhynchus masou masou (cherry salmon)
Lineage: Eukaryota; Metazoa; Chordata; Actinopteri; Salmoniformes; Salmonidae
Product: gastrula zinc finger protein XlCGF17.1-like
Exons: 2
Coding region: 227-1249 (340 amino acids)
Biological process (GO): regulation of DNA-templated transcription
Molecular function (GO): DNA-binding transcription factor activity, RNA polymerase II-specific; RNA polymerase II cis-regulatory region sequence-specific DNA binding
Source: RefSeq, a predicted model, not a curated record